AUUUGGUCAGUCGAUCAUCAGAAAAGAAAAGAAAAAGGAGGUGUUGUGAUGGUGUUGUUCGCAAAAUAAUUUCGAUGCAAUGUUGGAAAAAGUGUUCGAUUAGUGCAAAACUAUAGUGUUGCCCUGCUGAUUCGUCGUCGACCUCGUCGUUUAUUUUCGCUAAGUUUUGGAAUUCGGUUGUUUGUUUUUCGGGAAUCCGGAUUUGGUCCCUUCCUUCGUUGUUGCCAGAGUUGAGGAGAAGACUUCCAGUAACCCAAGUGAAGAAACAAGUUAAAAAUUCCAGCAGCCUUGGGGGAUCGGAGGGGCUGUGUAUUGUAGUUCGCAGGAAACAGCAGCAGUAGCAACAACAAUCGAGUAUUUUUUCCAAAAGAGAAAGAAAGGGAAGGGAGGAACCCAAUCUUCGGGGAGUUCCUAGGAAGCAGCUGGCCAGUUUGAGUUGGAAACGCGUCCAAACGGCUACAGGCUAGCGGGAAGUGUCAGCUGCAAGCUAAGGAUGUGGACGGGAUGGCUUCCCACGCAACGACCAGUUUACUGAGUUCCGGAAUCUCUCGGCGCAAUCCGGAGGACGAGUACGAGCUGAUCCACAAGAUCGGUUCCGGGACGUACGGCGAUGUUUACAAGGCGAAAAAGCUCCAAUCGAACGAACUAGCGGCCAUCAAGGUGAUCAAGCUCGAGCCGGGCGAUGACAUCCAGAUCAUUCAGCAGGAGAUCGUGAUGAUGCGGGACUGUCGGCACCCGAACAUCAUCUCCUACUACGGGUCGUAUCUGCGCCACGACAAGCUAUGGAUUUGCAUGGAGUAUUGUGGGGGUGGCAGCCUGCAGGACAUCUACCAGGUGACGGGGCCCCUCACGGAGCAGCAGAUCGCCUACAUGUGCAGGGAGACGUUACUCGGGUUGAGCUACCUUCACUCGAUGGGAAAAAUCCAUCGGGACAUCAAGGGGGCGAAUAUUCUGCUCACCGAGAAGGGCGACGUCAAGCUGGCCGAUUUCGGCGUGUCCGCCCAGAUUACCGCGACCAUCAACAAACGGAGGAGUUUCAUAGGAACGCCUUAUUGGAUGGCACCGGAAGUGGCAGCUGUAGAACGAAAAGGUGGUUACAACCAUCUCUGUGAUAUUUGGGCCUGUGGGAUUACAGCGAUCGAACUGGCCGAAUUGCAGCCUCCCAUGUUCGAUCUGCACCCGAUGCGGGCCCUGUUUCUGAUGUCGAAGAGUGGCUUCAAGCCGCCCACGCUCAAGGAUAAGGAACGGUGGAGUGCCAACUUCCAGUCGUUCCUUAAGGUAGCCCUCACCAAGAACCCAAAGAAGCGUCCAACGGCCGAGCGGUUGCUGCAGCAUGCCUUCUUCCAGUCGGAAAUGUCGGUCCGGCUGGCGGUAGAGCUGCUGCAGAAGUACCACAGCCCGCACCAGAGUUACUUCUAUCACGAAGGUGACGAGGAAGGGGCUGUCGCUAUUGGACCACAGAGAAUUACGAGUAAGAUGCAGGCACCUAGUCCGGUAUAUUUGAAACCUUCACUGGAGUGUGAAAGAUCAUCUAGUCCUGAAACUUUACCUAGUGAUAUGAGUCUAUUGCAUUAUAUAGACGAGGAGUUGAAACUAAGGCGAACCUUACCGCUUUCGAACAACCCCAACGACUCGCUGACCGGGGGCGACGGGGAUGGGCCGGGCGAGUGCUCCUGCUCCGGCGACAGCUACGACAAUAACGGAGGCCGGGACGAUUCCACGCUCAGCUAUGCCGAUCUGGACAACUUGAACGCACGCUUCGAGAAGCUCAACUCGCAAAAUGGAGUCAGCGAAGGGGUUGUCGGAAUUGACGAAGAAGAGCCUCACAGUAAACGAAGAUCGAUGGACCAACUGACGGGUCUGUUCAACGAUCUGGAGAAGUCUUCUAGGCAGCGUAGUCUAAGCGAUGGCGACGGAAAUAAUGAGAAUGAAACGCAACCGGAUUUGUUGAACAAUACACCACCGGUUCCACCAAAGCGCAGCCACCGAAGUCGUCGGCACACGCCGCCCCGUCCGGUUUCCAAUGGGUUGCCACCGACGCCGAAAGUUCACAUGGGUGCCUGCUUCUCCAAGAUAUUCAACGCAUGUCCGCUACAUAUCCACUGUACGACGUCCUGGAUCCAUCCGGACACCCGGGAUCAGUACCUGCUGAUCGGCGCCGAGGAGGGUAUCUUCAACCUGAACAUGAACGAACUGCACGACGCCGCCAUCGAGCAGCUGUACCCGCGGCGGACGGUGUGGCUGUACGUGAUCAAGGACAUUCUGAUGUCGCUGUCCGGCAAAACCUCGCAACUGUACCGGCACGAUCUGCUGGCGCUACAUUCCAAGCACACGCACAGGUUUUCGCUGCACAUGAAGAAGAUCCCCGAGAAGCUGGUGCCCCGGAAGUUUGCGCUCACGACCAAGGUGCCGGACACCAAGGGUUGCACGCAGUGCUGCGUCACGCGGAAUCCGUACAACGGGUACAAAUAUCUGUGCGGAUCGAUGCAGAGUGGGAUCUUCUUGAUGCAGUGGUACGAUCCGCUGAACAAAUUUAUGCUGCUGAAGCAGUGCGACUGGCCGUCUGGCAACCUGCAGUACUACGGGGUAAAUUCGAACGUGUUCGAAAUGAUCAUCACCCCGGAGCUGGAGUAUCCGAUAGUGUGCGUGAACGUUCGGCGCGGUCCGAACGAUAGUCUUAAGCUGGAUCUUAUCAAUACCAACAAUUCUUCAAGUUGGUUCAACUCCAAUAACGAAGAAAUGGAUGGAAUGGCUACCGUCAUCAACCGGCGGGACACGCUACGACCAAUUAAAGUGCACCAGAUUGAACGGGAUGCUAUUCUAGUUUGCUACGACAAUAUCGUACAAAUCGUUGAUGUUUUGGGUUUCCCCAAGCAGAGUAAAAAGUACAUUUCUCGUUUGGAGUUCAAUUUUAAUAUCGCUAGCAUAGUUUGUUUAACCGAUAGCGUGCUGGCGUUCUACAAAAACGGCAUGCAGGGUCGAUCGCUGCGAAACGGUGAGAUUACCCAAGAGAUUAACGACGCCAGUCGGAUAUACGAGCUGAUCGGGAGUGACAACCGAAUCGUGAUGCUACAGAGUCGGAUCAUGCGGGCACCACCGGAACCGCAGGAAGGCUCCACCGAGGAAGGACACGAUUUGUAUGUAGUUGCGGGGCACGAGGCCAGCUAUUAGGGGAACAGAGGAACCAGUCCAAUCACUCCCAACCCCAAUCAGUCAUUCCAUCAGCAGCAGCUUCCGAGCACCUCUGUCCCCGAAUCGGUUCCGCGUUUGGCCAUUGGAUCCCUCGGGAUCCCCCUCUUCCACGGCCUUUUUGCUACAGUUUCCGCACCACGUUCCGGUAAGUAGUUGUGGAUCAUACUCGAGGUUUACUCGCUAAGGUGGAAUUUUUGAGACCCUGGAAUGAAAGUUGGAAUGUAAAAAAAGGGUAUUAUAGUGGAGCUGUGCAGUCGAACUGAAUCGAGUAGUCGAAUUACCUUAAAAAAAGAUAGUUUUUUUUUUCGGUUGAAUCGCGACAGCAAACAGUUUCUAAUUAUAUGCAUUGUACAUUGGAUCAGAAAGUUAAAAACAAAAAUAAACACACAACCAAACACUUAUGCAAAAAUUAGCAAAUCAGUUUGUGUGGUACUUGUAGUUAAAAGGAAGGAUGCGAGUUUUUGUUACGGAAUGAUGUGAGAUUAACCAAUUCAAGGCAGGAGAGCAGCGAUAUGGCAUCAGAGUAUUGGCAGUUCUUAUUAGAUAUAUUAAAUAUAUCUCUUUAUAUAGUGCGACAUGUUUAAUAAAUUGAACCGAAAAACUAAACUAUAUAACUAAAUGCAACCAAUUAGGACAAACAUGGAACAAAUUUAAUUGUAGAUGGCCCUGGUGGCGCAGCGGUUAAGCUGAAGGAACAUUUUCGUUUUGAUUUCGUCCUCUUUUCCUUAGAUACGUACGUACAUUUAAUAAUAGUUACACAACACAAGUCAGGGAUUGUUUUUACAAUUUUUUUUCGAAUCGGUAUAAAUAAUUUCCACACAGACAACUUUGCAUUUCACCUCAAUUCCGUUAUUACAGAAACCAAUUCCCAUUGCAUGUAUUUGAAUGUUACUACUAUGUAUAAAUUCGUGCGGGGCUAGCAAUUAUAUAGGAAGUAUUUCUUGCGUCUAGGCUCUUUUGCGAAUGUUUUACCCUGUUAAUUAAAAUAAAACCAAUACAUGGGUUCGAUCUUUUGUUUGAUGUUGUGAAAAUGAAUAAUAAAAUAAAUAUAUAUAUUUUUAUACUUGUGAAAGUGCAGGGACGGAAAAAGAUCGUGCGAGUCAAGAUUUACAGACAUACCAUUCACCUAUCCAACGUAUAGGCAGACAAAAUUUAGCAAUCAAAGGGCAACCCCGUACUAAACAAGAAAACAAAAAAAAAACAACAACAAAACUAAAAGCAAGAUUAUAGUGAAAAUAAAAAUUCGUUGAAACAAUAAAUUAAUAAAAACUUGUAAACCAGAUUCCGUAUUGAGUA
Uranotaenia lowii is the source of this 4488-nucleotide messenger RNA. It is a transcript of the gene hppy, whose product is annotated as mitogen-activated protein kinase kinase kinase kinase 3. Lineage: Eukaryota; Metazoa; Arthropoda; Insecta; Diptera; Culicidae. The transcript is spliced from 15 exons. Gene Ontology annotation, biological process: protein phosphorylation. The record is from RefSeq and is a predicted model, not a curated record. Bases 505 to 3171 code for a protein of 888 amino acids. Gene Ontology annotation, molecular function: ATP binding; MAP kinase kinase kinase kinase activity.